Messenger RNA from Sebastes umbrosus (honeycomb rockfish), 2103 nucleotides. RefSeq names its product major facilitator superfamily domain containing 10 (gene slc75a1). Bases 189 to 1550 code for a protein of 453 amino acids. Gene Ontology annotation, cellular component: brush border membrane. Gene Ontology annotation, molecular function: transmembrane transporter activity. The record is from RefSeq and is a predicted model, not a curated record. Gene Ontology annotation, biological process: transmembrane transport. The transcript is spliced from 13 exons. NCBI's taxonomy places the organism in Eukaryota, Metazoa, Chordata, Actinopteri, Perciformes, Sebastidae.
CUGCUCUGUGUACGUUGGAUUACGACACAUUCCUGUCAUCCACAUGUAAGAGGACACCGCUUCCUGGUGUGGACUCAUAAUAAUGGGCUGAAGUAGACCUGUGCAAGUUCUCGGUGUGAGCUGUUCGGAUUUAGAUCACAAGUCUGCAGAUACAGUGAACGGAAGAGACACCGUAUUCAGUCUGAGGAAUGUCAGACGUAAACAAAUCUGCAGAGGAUGGCGGCUCCUUCUCAUCGAAGGUCAUCAACAUUGUGUUUAUCACCCUGCUGUUGGACCUGCUGGGAUUUACACUAAUUCUUCCUCUACUGCCUUCCAUUUUGGACCAUUAUGCACAAACUGGGGAUGGCGUGUAUCAGUCUCUGCAGGGUGUUGUGGACUGGUUCAGGGAGGUCGUCGGGAUUCCUAUGGAAAAGAAAUACAACAGUGUCCUGUUUGGAGGUCUGAUCGGGUCGCUGUUUUCUCUGCUGCAGUUCCUGGCGUCGCCUGUAACCGGGGCUCUGUCAGACCGCUAUGGCAGGCGACCCUUGAUGAUGCUCACUACAUUAGGGCUGAUGGCCUCCUAUGCGGUCUGGGCCGUUUCCCGGAGCUUCAGCAUGUUCCUUUUGUUUCGAGUAAUUGGGGGCAUUUGUAAGGGCAACGUCAGCCUCUGCACCGCCAUCGUGGCCGACUUGCCUUCCCCGAAAGCACGGAACCGAGGAAUGGCUAUGAUCGGCAUCGCCUUCUCCCUGGGCUUCACUGUGGGGCCUCUGAUGGGCGCCUACUUUGCCCUCAGCUCCAGGGAAACAGGAAAUGUCUUCUUCCAGACUCCCGCUCUGCUCGCCUUGGCCUUCAGUGCUGCUGAUCUGCUCUUUAUUUGGCUCAUGCUGCCAGAGACGCUCACAAAUGAUGUCAAGGCUUCAUCUUCGGGGUUCGGGAACUCCAGGGACCUUCUGAACCCAUUAUCUUUGUUCCAUUUUUCAGCUGUUACCAGGACAAAAGAUCCACCUCAAAAAGGAAGAAUACAGAAGCUUCAAGUGCUGGGCCUGGUUUAUUUCUGCUACCUCUUCCUGUUCUCCGGUCUGGAGUUCACGCUGAGUUUUCUGACUCACCAACGCUUCCACUUCACAAGUAUGGACCAGGGAAAGAUGUUCUUCUUCAUCGGUGUCAUCAUGGCUUCGAUCCAGGGAGGGUACGCUCGCAGAAUCAAACCUGGGCAGCACAUCAAGGCUGUUCAAGUGGCAAUCAUAACAUUAAUCCCAGCGUUUAUUCUCAUCGGGCUCUGCUGGAAUGUAACGAUGCUUUACGUCGGCUUGGCGUUAUACUCAUUUGCGGCUGCAGUAGUAGUUCCAUGCCUGUCAACGCUUGUCUCUGACCACGGGUCGGCCAGUCAGAAGGGCACAGUGAUGGGGAUCCUGCGUAGUUUGGGCGCUCUGGCCAGAGCACUGGGACCAGUUGUGGCAUCCUCCGUUUACUGGAUCUCUGGAGCUCAGAUCUGUUUUCUCCUCACAUCAGCCUCUUUCAUUAUUCCUCUGGCUCUACUGAGAACAGCCAGAAGGCUAAAGGAUGAGUGAGAGACACAAAGUCUUGACAGAGAUUCUGAUAUUUUACACUUUAAAUGAAUGUUAUGAUGUUUACAUGUGCUGGGAAAACAAGCACUGACGUCUCACUGUGACACAAACACAAAUAGGGGAUAUAUGUUUUCUGCGCUGUUCGCCAAGGAUCAUUACAUGAAACUAAAUAAUGCAAGAAGACGAUGCACAUGCCAGAAGAGAAGGGACGUUGUUGUACAAAUGACGAUGAUGAUGAUGAUGAAAUGAGUGGACAUAAUGCCUUUUAAUGUAUGUGCACAUGUAGACAUGCAUAUUGUGAACUGUAUGGGUUAGGGUGGGUUACACAAAUAACAUUUAUGCUGAUAGAUAUGAUUUUAUAAUGCAGUAUUUUAUCAAGCACUCAGAUUUUAUAUUUUACAUUUUUUUUAGCUCACUUUAAAAAAAAAAUGGGGAUAUUCUAUUUUCUUGUUAUUAAAAAAGAAAAAAGUUGACAUCUGUGUCUGGAAAUGAAUUAUUAUCUUACUUAAAGGUUGAACAAAAAGGUUUUCAAUAAACUUAAUUGCAGUGAAGGAAA